UUUUCGACCUGCAAAGAUUGAUCAAGUGCGGCUGUCUGACGUCAUCCUGUGCAUGUUCUGUAAACCGUGACAGAAACGUGUUUGUAGCAACUGGAUGACUAAUCCGGCAGACGAAUUGUCAUCCAUCGACGUUUAGAACCUGUAAGAAAUUCUCUGCACAUUUAUACCGCUGGUCGGCAACUCAGACAGAUAUGGAAGAAAUAAAAGAUUCAUUUAACAGCAAAGAGGAAUCUAACUUCUCGUAUGAAAUGCCUAAAAAUGAUUCUCCUUUAUUGGACAUGGGAGAUUUUGAAACAUUGGAAUCCUCUUUAAAUGUGUCUAGUGGAUUCGCCGGCGAUCGCAAUCUCGAAAAAGAUGUUUUUGAUGAACCCUUCGAAACUUUGCAAUCGGGAUUGACAUCUACGACGCGCCCUCUCGUUACCAGUAAUGAAGAAGAAUUAAUAGAAACCGGUAAGGGUGUUUCCCCAUCACUAGUUGGUGCUAAUCUCCUUGAUUAUGUAAAUGUCGAACAAGGUUCGUCAUUGAUAGGUAAUAGUGCCGAUACUCGAGUGGAAGAUUCUUUCCGCGAUCCGGUUCCCGAGCCACAACAACGCAGCGACGGCGACCAGUUAUUGAUCGACGAAGAGGACGACGACAGCAGUCAACGCGCUGACGAAUCCGAGCGCUCUGUAAGUGCUACUGAAAGCAAGAACUUCUCGCCCCUAUCAUCAAGCAAAGUACACGAAUCUGAGCUAUUAGAGACAUUGCCAAAAAUUAAAGAUCCGAAAAUAGACACAAAACCGAAAGCCGAGUCAGAUAAUUACGAGUCGAGUUAUCCUGCGUAUGAGCCAGCUGCGCAACCUGUAAAAAGCGAGGUCGCCAUGGAGGCUGAAAAGGUUGGAAAUGCCACCGAGAAUAAAGAUGAAUGUGAAUGUCCAUUUUCUCCAGGUGCAUGGUUUAAUCCUGACAAACUGCAUCCCGUUGUUGCAAAGUAUGUGUAUUGGCAAGAUCCCAAAAAGAGUGGCAUAGCAUUGGGUGCUUCACUUGUUCUCCUCCUCUCCUUUAAAUAUUUCUCAGUCAUUAGUGUUAUAGCAUACUUGACUUUGGCAUUGUUGUGCGUUACAGUUUCUUUCCGAAUUUACAAAAAUGUUCUACAAGCUGUCCAAAAAUCAAAUGAAGGACAUCCCUUCAAAGAAUACUUGGAAAUGGAUAUUGCUUUAUCCCAAGACAAUGUUAGCCACACAGUGGAAUCCCUUAUACAACACGUGAACUGUGCAACUGCAAAGUUACGCAGCUUGAUUCUUGUGGAGGAUCUUGUUGAUACUAUCAAGCUUGCAAUCUUGGCUUGGUGUAUGACUUACGUUGGGGCUUGGUUCAAUUUCUUGACCCUUGUUAUUUUAGCUGAUGUGACAGCCUUUACACUUCCAAAAGUGUAUGAAACAAACAAAACCGAAAUUGAUGCAUAUGCUGAGUUGGUUCGCACAAAAGGAAAAGAAAUCAUUGAAAUGGUAAAUGCUAAGAUGCCAAUGGGCAAAAAGAAGAAAGAGCAGUAAACAGAUUUACCAUUCCUUCUUCAUUAUUUCUUUUUAUAAUUGAGGCUGAAAAAAAAAGACUUGCAUGUAAUGUACUUAUGUGAGAAUCAUGCUUGAAUAAAGUGUUGUAACUAGCCACUUUUUUUUGUAGAUAGAUGUCAGAAACACAUUUUUUUUUAAUUCCCCCAUGCACUAAUGAAUUUAAUAUUACAAAUUUAAAAAAAAUGUUUGUAAUUUUUUUAAGUGUACAUGCAAAAGAAAAAAAGACUUUAUACACUAGUGUAAAAUGCUAUUUGUGGUUCAAUAUUUUGAAGUUCUUUAAUAUAGUCCUGUUGUCCAAUUUCAAGAUUAGUGAUUUAUCAUUGUGAUAAGCAUCCUGAUGUGAUUUAUGUGUUGAUUUUUGUGUAUAUCAAUGUAUUCCAAUUUCUCACACUAUAUGCUCAUGUAUAAGCUUGUUUCUUUAUUGCUUAAUAUGUUGCCAUCUUCAGGAAUUCUCAGCUUGUUAAAUGUUUAUUAUAAAUUUUUGUCUAAGCAUGUUAAAACUUAUUGUAGAGCUCCUUAACAAUUAAAUAAAGUUGGCUUGUUAUACACUUCGAAAAA
Messenger RNA from Argiope bruennichi, 2111 nucleotides. Its product is annotated as reticulon-3-like. The transcript is spliced from 8 exons. Bases 192 to 1532 code for a protein of 446 amino acids. The record is from RefSeq and is a predicted model, not a curated record. NCBI's taxonomy places the organism in Eukaryota, Metazoa, Arthropoda, Arachnida, Araneae, Araneidae.